UCGUUCCCGGAAGUGGUGGGGUCUGCCUGGAGAGAGCCGCUGGGUCUCGGUGCCCGGAGGCAGAAGCGCUCUCGGAGCUCGUCUGUCGGCCUCCGACUGCCAUGUCGGCCUUCGAGACCAAUCCCUUCGCGGACCCAAUGGACGUAAACCCCUUCCAGGACCCCUCUGUGACCCAGCUAACCAAUGCCCCACAAGGUGGCCUGGCUGAAUUCAACCCCUUCUCAGAGACAAGUGCAGCAACAACAGUUCCUGCCACCCAGUUCUCUGGGCCCUCGCAGCCGGCUGUUCUCCAGACCUCAGUGGAACCAACCCAGCCAACCCCCCAGCUCCUCCUUAGACAGGCCAGCAAGUUCCUGCCUACCAGAUUCCUGGCAGUGAGCGAGCUCUCAGAGAGGCAGAUGCUACUAGGAGGAGAUAGUAUUCUCAGAGACAGCUACAUGCGAAAGCUUCCAAAGGCUGUGGCCUCUGCAGCCCAGGCAAGCCUACUCCGGCAGCAGGAAGAACUGGACAGGAAAGCAGCUGAGCUAGAACGCAAAGAGCGGGAGCUGCAGAACACUGUGGCCAACUUACAUGUGAGAGAGAACAAUUGGCCGCCCCUGCCCUUGUGGUGCCCUGUGAAGCCCUGCUUCUAUCAGGACUUCUCCACAGAGAUACCUGCUGACUACCAGCGGAUAUGCAAGAUGCUCUACUAUCUCUGGAUGUUGCAUUCAGUGACUCUGUUUCUGAACCUGCUUGCCUGCCUGGCCUGGUUCUUAGUCGAUAGCAGCAAGGGAGUGGACUUUGGCCUCUCAAUCCUGUGGUUUGUGAUCUUCACCCCCUGUGCCUUCCUUUGUUGGUACCGACCCAUCUAUAAGGCCUUCAGGUCUGACAACUCUUUCAGCUUCUUCGUGUUCUUCUUUGUAUUUUUUUGUCAAAUAGGGAUUUAUGUCAUCCAAUUGAUUGGCAUCCCUAGCCUGGGGGACAGUGGUUGGAUUGCAGCCCUGUCUACACUGAAGCAAGACUUGGCUGUGUCGAUCAUCAUGAUGGUGGUGGCUGGCUUCUUUACCCUCUGUGCCGUGCUCUCACUCUUCCUUCUAAAGCGGGUACACUCCCUGUACCGCCGGACAGGGGCCAGCUUCCAGCAGGCCCAAGAGGAAUUUUCCCAAGGCAUCUUCAGCAACAGGACCUUCCGCAGUGCUGCCUCAUCUGCUGCCCGAGGAGCCUUCCAGGGGAAUUAGUCCUGACUCUCCUCCCUCUGCCCCAGCCUUUUCUCCUGUCUGCCUUCUGAGCUGCACUUUCCAAGGGUGCCUUAAGCAGUGCUAUGGCCAGCACAGACCUGGGGAGGGUCUUGCCUUGGCUCUUCCUCCUUCCUUAGCAACCAGCUUCCCCUUCCACCCAAGGGAAGGGGGGAGGGAUAGAGACUUUUUUUACACAAGAGAAAAGAAAAAAAACAGAGUUGUUUUUUCUUCUCUGGUGGUGGUUUGGUAGAAUUCUUUUGUCUCUCUCUGGAAGCAGUGGGACUGAAGUUCUCUUUCCUCUACACACACACACAUGCGCGCGCGCGCACACAUGCACACGUGUACACACUUGGGACCUCUGGCUGACCUGGGCCCACCCCCAGCUGGAGUUGUAUUUCUGUCCGGGGCCUGGGCCUCCACUCCUACCCCAGCAACCUGGCCUGAACCUGGCUUCACAGACCCAGUCUGUGGCUUCCAUAGUCCUGCCCUCCUUUCCUGUUGGGCUGGGAUGACCUCCCAAGGGCUCCCCUUUAGAUGAGCUAUGGUCUGGGCUGGUGGGUAGCUCUAUUCCCCAGAUUAUUCUGGACAAGUCUCUGGGCUUCCAGAGGCUCUGGGCUGAUUCCUCAGCCCCUUCCCUGCCUCAUGUUUCUCACAAACAGAUUAAUAGCCCUAUUGGCCCCCUGCACCUUUUUGGUGUGGGCAGCACCCUAUGCCAUCUGGGGCCCUCCCUGAGCCCUUCCCUCCUUAGACUUACUAAAUGUACAUUGGGGUUGGUUGGGAUCUGGGGAUGGGGAAGGACAGGACAACCUGAGUUGUCCUGCCCAGCCUUUAACAGUCUUCUAGGAGGGGUGUAUGUGACUGUCCUGGUGUGGAUAGUUUGUCCCUGUUUGUUUUGGUUUCCUCUUCUCCUGGGGGACAGCUGCACUCUGCGUUGGCCUCACAUUCUAAUUCUCUGUCCCCACAUCAGCAAUAUCUAGCUUGUAUGACUCUUAGGAAGGGCAGGGUGAAUCAGUCCAGACCUGCAUCCUUCAGGCUGCACUGAUGAACCAGGGUUCCAGACUCAUCCUUCAGGGUUUUCCCAUACCCUGAGUAGUAGAGUCUAGGUUACCUUCCACUGGUCCUGGGGAUUCCCUGGGAGGUGUGUCACUGUGAUGAGCACCUAGGAGUCCACCAUUAACACGUGCACCAUAUCCUCCAGGGACUGUAGGAAUGGGUGUGUGGACUGAGGGAACUUCUCAAAAAGCAGGCCAACCCAGAGGCAGCCCACAGUCUGCAGCCCACUCCACUCCAGAGCCGCUGAAUGAUAAUUUAAUGGCAAUGACCAAGGUUUUGUAAAUUCCUUUCUGGUAUUUUUUCUCCAUGUAUAAAUGUAUAUGUUAUGUUUCAGUUUUGUGCUUAAAUAAAAAGACAUUUUCAGACAA
Molecule: messenger RNA, 2638 nt
Organism: Miniopterus natalensis
Lineage: Eukaryota; Metazoa; Chordata; Mammalia; Chiroptera; Miniopteridae
Gene: SCAMP2
Product: secretory carrier membrane protein 2
Biological process (GO): protein transport
Cellular component (GO): recycling endosome membrane; trans-Golgi network membrane
Source: RefSeq, a predicted model, not a curated record